Molecule: messenger RNA, 2915 nt
Organism: Morone saxatilis (striped sea-bass)
Lineage: Eukaryota; Metazoa; Chordata; Actinopteri; Moronidae
Gene: muc15
Product: mucin 15, cell surface associated
Exons: 4
Coding region: 108-1232 (374 amino acids)
Source: RefSeq, a predicted model, not a curated record
UGCUGAUUCACUCUCACACGUUGGCAGCUCAGUGAAGAGAUUUUGUUGCCUGUGCACCUGUUCUCAUCUGAUAUAGGCUAAGAAUAAGAGUAAAACCAAAAGGGAAAAUGGAAGUGUAUUUAAAAAUCACAGCAGUUCUCCUUCUACUUGUCCAAGCCUUUCACCUGGCAUCGCUCCAAGACUCAACCGACUCUCCGGGGCGGACAAUUGAUAAAGGCUGGCUCCGUGAACUACCUAAAAAUACAGCUGGAAGUCAAAACACUACAGUUCCUGAAGUGAAGACAGAAUACGAUCCGGCCAACAGUGGGACACCAUCUGGCUUUAUGGCAAUAUAUAAUGAGGAAGAGGAGAAUGGCGAUGCAAAUGAUGGAUCUGAUGAUGUAACUGUUAUUGCUACCACCGAGCCUCCUGCAAUGCUUAAUGUUACAACCAAGCAACCUGAAUUUCAAAACGCUUCAACUGCAGAUCCCACAAACUCAAGUCAGGUGAACAUGACAGACGCUGAGGAGGAAUUUCAUAACUCAACGACCACUCCUCAAAACUCUACAACUGAUCUGAGUCCCCAAAACUCCACAACCUUGCCAGAUUACUCCAAUCACACUGAUUUACUGACAACAACCUUGGCUCCAGAGGGCAACACUACGCAAGAAUCCACAACAAAACCCGACAAAGAUACAGGGUUAAUUAAUGCUACAGAAUCUACGACGACAACUGUAACAACCACAUUGACACCAGAGAUAAACGAAACACCCACCACAUCUUCAUCUACAAUGACACCAGAGAUAAACGAGACACCCACCACCUCUUCAUCGACAACAGUCUUCCUAUCUGAGACCACAGAAAUGAGCCCUGAGACUACAACUGCCGCCGCUCCAAACACACCUGAGAAGGCCAACAAGACAGAAAAAGGUUCAGCCCUAGGGACCAACUCAGAAAGAGGUUUGGAAUCAGAUCUCCAGAGGAGUAAAAGAAAGGGAGCGUGGGGGGCUGUACUGGGAACAGCGGUGGCUGUGGCCUGCGUGGGACUGGUGGCCUACGUCAUCCUGAAAAAGAAACACCAGAAGGGUUUCUCUCACAGGAAACUGGUUGAGGAGUAUCCUUCAGACCCAGUUCUCAGAUUAGACAACACCGAACCUUUGGACUUGAACCUCGGUGGUUCGGCCUAUUACAACCCAGGACUCCAAGGGGACAACAUCCAAAUGACCAACUUUCCAGGAGGCCGUGGAAACUGAAAAGACUCCCAAGACCAAAGUCAUGAACUCCCUCGAAAGAAAAUGGGCCAAUAUUGGCAUUUAAUACACAACCUAUAAUGUGGAGAUUUGUAAAUAAGACUGUCUGAAAGUGAUAUUUGUGGAUGGAAAUUACAAAAGAGUCUGUUGUCAGCCACCAAAUAUGGCGCUUAUGUUAGAUUAUGUGUUGUGUUGAGUACAUUUAUUGCAUUGAAAUAGAGGGAUUGCUAAAGGGAAUCUAUCUGAACUACACUACUACAGCCAAAAUUAACUGUCAGCCAUUUAUGUAUGUUGCCAAAGGGAAUCAAAUGAAGUCUUUCCUAAUGAAGAAUACACUUUGCAGUCAAUGAAGCGUGUUAAAAAAUGUAUAUUUGUUCUAACUUUUGGUUUAAUUUUAAUUAUGUUUUGUGUAAAUAGGAGCCACAAAAUGCUCUUAAAGACAAGGAAAUUUGCACUAUUCAGAUCGGCGAUAAGAAACGAUUCCUGCUGAUACAAAACAUUUGUAAAAAAAAAAAAGAAAAAGAGAAAAGUGCUGUUGUUCUGCAGCCUAAAUAACAGAUGAUACAGCUGCCCUGUUGAGGCCUUUGCAACAAAUCCAUCUCAACUAUCACCUGCUGGUAUUGCACAAGGAAGGCAAUAAGAAGUUAAAUUUAAACUUCGCUAUUCAGAUUUUCCACAACUGGCAGUCACAGCCAAAGUCUGAGAAUUGAACCGUCAAACCAAAGACUGGAGUUUGUUUUUCUACACCAGUGAGGGAGGUGGAGGGAGGCUGGGUGCUGUUUUGUUAUUCAUAGACAGAGGUUUUGGUAUUCAGGAAGGGAGUUGUGUAUUUGGUCUUAGCACUACUCAGUAGCAACAACUAUAUCAUCAUAAUAUACUGCUUAAAUCUUCUGACCUCCAGGUGUCCAAACAGAGAUUUGAGUUUCUCCUAGCGACUGUGUGUACCUUGAAGAGUUACAUAGCAUUUACCUGCUGCAUAUCUAGAGCAAAAUUAGAACAUAUCUGAUGCAGAAAUUUUUUUAACUUUAUUUUUUUAUUAUUAUUCUUCUCCUAAGUUUGCUUUAACUUUGAGUGACAACCUUCAGCAAGAACAGUCUCUUUUUUACACUGAGACAACGUGGUUGGGAAAGUAGGGAUUAGGAAGGGAACUACACAGUCUUGUCCUUGUAUGUAUCUUAUGCCUUUGUAUGAUAAAAUCUAACAAUGUCUCAUAAUUGCUAAUUUCUAAACUUUCUUACUUUUCUUUGUUAUACAAAAAAAUUACACUUUUAUAACAGUAUAUAUAAAAAAAUUCAUCCUGAAAAUCCAUCUUCCAGCUCCCUCGAUCCUUUCACUCAUCAUUACGUGAGUGAAGCCUGCACUCAAUCAAUAUGCGUCCUUAUUAUGAUUGAUAUGUGUCUCAGCUCGGCCUAAACAGCCAACAAUAACUCGGAGAUGUGUGAUUUUUAUUUGGUGUGGUUAGAUGGUUCGGUGGCAGGCAAGGCAGGUCUGCUUCCUUCCAUGUUCUAAUUUCAGACAUCAAUCAGAGAGAGGAAUUUUGUGUCGCAGUGUUAAAGAAUCACAGUGAUUACCGCAGAAAGAUUGCAGGGUGGAUGAAUAAUGGGACACAUGUACAUCAGUUGCAACUGCUUAUGAAAUGUAAUGGGACCUGAUGAUGCCUUAAUAAACAACCAAAUCCCCUAAAAA